CUCUACUCCCUCCAGCUUUUACAUGAUAAAUGAAGUGUAUCAGUUUCAGUACUCCAGACCGGUGAGGAAGGGAGAGAAGGACCCAGACAACGAGUUCUCGAACAUGUGGAUCGAGCGAACCACUUACACCACGGCCUACAAACUGCCUGGGAUCCUGAGAUGGUUCGACGUCAGGUCUGUCUCCACGGAGGAGAUCAGUCCUUUGGAGAAUGCCAUGGAGACGAUGCAACUGACCAAUGAGAAGAUCAGCAACAUGGUGCAGCGUCACCUGAACGACUCCAACCUUCCCAUCAACCCCCUCUCCAUGCUGCUCAACGGCAUCGUGGACCCCGCUGUCAUGGGCGGUUUCACCAACUACGAGAAGGCAUUCUUCACAGAGAAGUAUCAGGGGGAUCACCCUGAGGACCAGGAGAAACUGGACAAACUGAAAGACCUGAUCGCAUGGCAGAUCCCUUACCUAGCUGAUGGAGUUCGUAUCCAUGGAGAGAAAGUGUCUGAGGCUCUGAGGCCUUUCCAUGACCGCCUGGAGGCCUGCUUCAAACAGCUCAGAGAGAAAGUGGAGAAACAGUACGGAGUCAAGACUCUGCAGACAGUCUUAGCCAGAGCCACUUACAGUUAG
Messenger RNA from Oncorhynchus keta (chum salmon), 619 nucleotides. RefSeq names its product dedicator of cytokinesis protein 1-like. Gene Ontology annotation, biological process: cell migration; small GTPase-mediated signal transduction. The transcript is spliced from 6 exons. Bases 23 to 619 code for a protein of 198 amino acids. Gene Ontology annotation, cellular component: plasma membrane; cytoplasm. NCBI's taxonomy places the organism in Eukaryota, Metazoa, Chordata, Actinopteri, Salmoniformes, Salmonidae. Gene Ontology annotation, molecular function: guanyl-nucleotide exchange factor activity; small GTPase binding. The record is from RefSeq and is a predicted model, not a curated record.